AUGCGAGCAGCAACCCCUAUUCUCAACGGCGACAUCGAGGCUUCUUGCCCCUCAGUCAGCAUGGUCAACAUGUAUCGAUACCAGCCGCUCUCAGAUCCACGAGCUACUCGCCUCAUCAUGCUUCGCAAAAGCCAUGAUGUCAGCGCACCGCUGUCUUGCGCCAUCGUGGAAACCACGCUGGACAAGCCCGCCAAUUACUACGCGCUGUCAUAUACCUGGGGCACCGAAGCUCCGAGCGAAGCCAUGUACAUUUUUCCCGCUGGAGAUUCCACCACGGUCAGCACGUCAGCUGAAGUUAUUCUCUUGACCCCAAAUUGUGCCACAGCACUCAAGAUAUUGCGCAAGCGAUUGGCAGAUACCGAUGCUGGGGUAUGGGUCGAUGCGGUGUGCAUCAACCAGUCUAAUGUCGCCGAGAAGAAUGUGCAGGUGACGAUGAUGGCCAAUAUCUACAGUCUCGCAAAGUGUGUAGUUGUGUGGGUGGGCCAGCAAUGGGCGCCGAAGAACACAAGGAUCUGCGGCGAUAAGAAGAUGCUCCAGGGUCUGACUGAGGCACCUUAUUGGACUCGGGCCUGGACUCUUCAGGAGAUUGCGCAUUCUCAUGUCAAGUUGCUCUGCAGGAAUGACCAUGUCAUUGACUUGAAAUCCGUGUUCGACGGUAUUGGUUUCGUUGGAACGCGCAGUACUGACCGGCCAGGAUUCAUCUACCAUGAAAUAUUUUUCCGAAGCAGCCAAGACCCGCGAACAGAACGUCCUUGGCACUGGUCCAAAGAACUUGAUAUUUAUUACAUGAGCUGGUUCAUCUCUAUGAAGGCAUCGGAUCCGAGAGACAAGAUAUAUGCAACGAGAGGUCAGUUUGCGCGGACGUUCGGCAAGAUACCAGUGGACUACAAUCGAUCCAUUUCGUCAGUCUUCGCCGAUGCUACGAAGCAGAUUAUCUGUGACGGUUCAGACGAUGCAACUGGAAUGUUAGUUUUGGCAAAUGCAAGCCGAUCAACAACAUUGCGCGACCUUCCCUCUUGGGCUGUGGAUUGGGCCUCUGAGGACAUCACAACGCGCUUUUGGGAGUCCGGUGCCCCGCACCUAGUCUUCAAGGCAACUAGAGAAAGCCAGGCCCGGCACCGCUUCUCUGAAGACUUGAAACGGCUGUUUCUUAUGGGCACGGUUGUUGGCACAGUGCAAGAGAGACACGUCGGCCCACAACUGAGCCAACACUUCCGUCCGAGGGGAAAGGAUCCCGAGGAAGACAUGACGGAGAAUCCAGAAACAACGAGGGCAGUCUACAAAGCAAUUUCAUCGUGGGCGUCCGACCUUACAGCUGCGGCCGAGAACGGUCCGCGGAACACUGAGCCCGCAGCAGGCGUCCAGAACAGGCCGGAGUGGGUAGAGCUGUGGCAGCUCUCGCAGGACCGGACCCCCUCCCACAAGUCCAUCCAGAUCGGCUAUGCGUCAGCACCCGUCAGCGGCGGUUGA
Molecule: messenger RNA, 1470 nt
Organism: Diaporthe citri
Lineage: Eukaryota; Fungi; Ascomycota; Sordariomycetes; Diaporthales; Diaporthaceae
Exons: 3
Coding region: 1-1470 (489 amino acids)
Source: RefSeq, a predicted model, not a curated record